Pseudophryne corroboree (corroboree frog) is the source of this 4408-nucleotide messenger RNA. RefSeq names its product solute carrier family 30 member 7 (gene SLC30A7). Gene Ontology annotation, molecular function: zinc ion transmembrane transporter activity. Gene Ontology annotation, cellular component: membrane; cytoplasmic vesicle; Golgi apparatus. Gene Ontology annotation, biological process: zinc ion import into Golgi lumen; intracellular zinc ion homeostasis. Lineage: Eukaryota; Metazoa; Chordata; Amphibia; Anura; Myobatrachidae. Bases 418 to 1584 code for a protein of 388 amino acids. The record is from RefSeq and is a predicted model, not a curated record. The transcript has 11 exons.
GUUCCCUUCGUGAUCAGCACCAGGAAGUGACCGCCCGUGACUUCACCAAGCAGCGUCUAACAGUCGCCAUCUUUGACCCUGGCAACUGCCAUCUCCCCGCCCCCCAAUAUAAUGCUCCGUCAGCUUUGCUGUGACUGGUGUCCGUGCCGCGGAUGUCAGACCAGGAAUACUUUGUGUGAUUGGUUGCCAAGUGCCUGUGUGUCAGCCGCUCGCAACUCCGCCGGAAGGAGGAAGCGGCCCGGAGCCGGAGCUCAGUACGGUCGGUAGUACGGAGGAGAGACAGGCAGGUUACUGGGCGCCCAAACAGAAGACAGUCCGUGUCCUGGGUGCGGCAGAUCCUGGGAUACGUAAGAGGUGUCAGGGUGCCUGGUCACCGGGUCUCACGCUGCUCGGGUGUCGCCAGUAUCUGGUGUCAGGAUGUUGCCGCUGUCUAUAAAGGACGAUGAGUACAAACCGCCCAAAUUCAACCUGCUGCGGAAAGUUUCCGGCUGGGUGAGGUCAAUCUUCUCCGAUUCUACAUCCAGGAAUUUAUUCUGCUUCCUCUGUUUGAAUCUAUCCUUUGCAUUUGUAGAACUUUUUUAUGGGAUAUGGAGCAACAGUUUAGGCUUGAUCUCCGACUCCUUCCAUAUGUUCUUUGAUUGUACUGCAUUACUAGCUGGCCUGGCGGCCUCCGUAAUCUCCCGGUGGAAAACAAAUGAAACUUUCUCAUACGGCUAUGUGCGGGCAGAGGUCCUGGCAGGUUUUGUGAAUGGUCUCUUCUUAAUCUUUACAGCCUUUUUCAUCUUCUCUGAGGGAAUAGAGAGAGCCCUGGACACUCCUGAGGUACAUCAUGAGCGCUUACUUCCAGUGUCUGUUCUAGGAUUCUUUGUAAACCUUAUUGGAAUAUUUGUGUUCCAGCAUGGUGGAGGUCAUGGACACUCGCAUGACGGAGGCCAUGGGCACAGCCAUUCUUUGUUUAAUGGUUCCUUGAACCACGGACAUAGCCAUGGUGAUGGGCAUGGACAUAGUCAUGGAAAAGGUCAUGGUCACAGCCACGGAGGGGACCAUGGGCAUUCCCACGGAGAUGAUCACAGCCAUAAACAUAGCCAUGGUUUCGGCUCCUCUUGUCCUGAUGAGCCACCUGAAGAACAUAGAGGGCCCAGCAAGCAGAUUUUAGAGGGGGUCUUUUUGCACAUUGUUGCUGAUGCACUCGGAAGUGUUGGUGUGAUCAUUUCGACAAUCCUGAUGCAGCAGUACGGUUGGAUGAUCGCAGAUCCUAUUUGUUCUAUGCUCAUUGCUUUGCUUAUCUUCGUCAGUGUUAUCCCUUUGCUCAAGCAGUCGAUCGGUAUUUUGAUGCAGAGGACUCCGCCCACCUUGGAUCAUUUGCUUCCUCAGUGUUACCAGAGGGUGCAGCAGUUACAAGGUGUCUACCACCUUCAUGACCCACACUUCUGGACGCUCUGUACGGAUGUUUACAUUGGGACCCUGAAGCUUGUGAUAGGCCCUGAGGCAGACGCUCGCUGGAUUCUGAGUCAGACACAUAAUAUUUUCACACAGGCUGGCGUACGGCAGCUGUAUGUACAGAUAGACACUGCAGCCAUCUAAAUCUUCAUCCAACCUCAUAUCUUGGACCAAAGCGCAUACAUGAACACUAGGACCUGAGAUCCAGUUUUGUGAUAAAGCCACUGCAGUGAGGCACCCAUUGGGACCAAGUAUAUCCAACAUGAUGACUGCGCGGACAGGGUCUCCCACUUGUGCUACAUUUCCUUAAAUUACAAAUCUCCUUUUUAUACAGUAUAUGGGCUGAAUAUCAGAUGCUGACUCCUUGUAGCAUCUUGUUGAGUCAUCGUCCUGGAUACCAGAUCCAUCCUUUGGGCUCAUGUCGCAUUGUCAAGAUGAACUCCAUCACAGUCUUGCCAACUAGUUUUUAAGCACCUUAGGAAAACUGACUCUAUGAAAAGACCUGUACAGAAAAACCAAACUCAUCCAGCAUAUCUGACAAGUGUUUACUUUCACUGGACAUUGUCGGAAACAUCAGUGUUUGAUUGAAAUGCAAUAACUUGGUACAAAAUAUUUUAAUCUUACUUAUGCCAGAGAAGGCUGCAGUGAACUGCUCUUUCUGCAUAUACGUAAAUGUUUUGCAGCGACUUGCAGCCCUCUGUCGUUGAAAACCUAAUCCCACUUCCUUCUUUCUCCAAAGGCUCAAGGCUAUGUAUUAUUUGUCAGGCUUCUCGUAGAUCUGUGAACAGUGUUAAAGUUUGCUGAACUAGCAGCACUGCCAAUGAGGAAAGCGAACAUGAACUGUAUGCCAUUUACAGCCCCAUCCGAAAACUGGAUAGUAAUGUUAACCCAAGUGCCUUCCUAUACCAUUUGGAUGGGCGAUUGGUAGCACUCGCAGCACAGGGAGCGCACCCUUAUUUUAGACUUGCUCUGCUUGUAACAUACGUACCAUCUGUCCCGCUUGGGGCCUUCCUCUGCGGAUUAGGAUUUUAUUGCUGCAUUUUGUACAUGAUUAAAUAUGACUCCACAGGAACCUUCAUGUGCUACUACCAGUCAGCAAAUGGCAUCCUCCUGUCUCUUACCCAGAGUCGCUCUUGUACAUGCCUUUUUUUAUGUGAUCAUCAUCUUUUUUUUCUUUUUAAUCCUCUGGAAUUGAAGGUUCUCCUGUAGUGUAGUGUAGUGUACUGUACUGUGGCAGAGUACAGAGUGUUGGGAUGCCUGUAUUCACCUCUUACUGCAGAGUGUCUGUUAUUCUCUAAGAUGGACAUAUCUUGAACUUCAGUACAAGGGCUACUGAAUAUUUUCCCAGAAACAUUAAAUUAUAGGUGCAAAUGGAUUCUCUGAGCCUUCUCCGCCUUUAUUCUUUUUAACUGUUGUUCCAAGUUGAAGGGUUUUUAAAGAUUCAUGAAUAUUUAGUAAUGAGAAAUGAGUGGCUAAAUAAAGACAUUACAGUCCUUGUAAAGUGGAGGCAACUAUUUAUUUUUUGUGGGCUUAAAACCAUUUUCCGGCCAUCUCUUCAUUGGAAAGUUGUGACCUUCCUGAUUAAACUAAUUUCCACUGUAUCCCAAACUUGGUCCUUAUGUCCCUCUUAGCAGUUCAGGUUUUAAGGAGAUCAGUGCAUAAGCAGAUGUGACUUUGUUUAGUACAUCAGUCAUUUUGAGGUAACCUGUGCUCAAGCAUGGCUAUCCUUAAAACAAAAUAAAACAAAAAAAGUUUAAAAUCUCUAAGUUGUGGCACACUGAACAAGAUGAUAAAAUGCCAAGGAAAGACUAAUUGAGGUGCGGUAGCAGAGACGGGGGAGAGCCGUGGGCAGACGGGGGACAGCAGCGCCGAAGAAUGUAUCACAGCCGCCACUCACAGCAGCGUCCACCCGGCUCCAGCAAGCGAGACCUCACUGGCUGGAGCCGGGUGGAUGUUGCCGUGAGCGGUGGCUAUGAUGCGGGAGCAGAGACGGGGGAGAGCCAUGGGCAGACGGGGGAGAGCAGCGCUACAGCAUAGCCGGUGGAUGUGUCACAGCCGCCGCUCACGGCAGUGUCCACUCGGCUCCAGCAAGAGAGGUGGACGCUGCUGUGAGCGGUGGCUGUGACACAUCCUCCGGCUAUGCUGCUGUAGCCGUGGCUCUCCCCCCGUGUCUGCUCCCGCAUCUCAAUUCAACUUGUUUUUUUAAAGUCGAAUUGAGCUUGCAUUGAAUAGCCAAGGUCGGAUCUAUUUAGACAAAUGAAUGUCGGAAUGGAUCAGACUUCAAUUGUAUAUAUAACCCUGUGUCUUGUUAUACUUUUGUGCACUAGUCACAACACUCACUAUCCUAAAACUUGGACUGUUGGGGUUAUGGGGACCGAUUUUGAGAAACAUGGUGGUACUCUGUAAUGAUUAUUGGUUCAGCCAACAAAAUGUUUGCAACCACUGUAUAGAGGAAUCUGGCCCACUUGAUGCGCAAUCUGUGGGGAAAAAAAAUCCUUCUAUCCAACUGUGCCAUUUUGUGUUUUUUUGUUUUCCCCCUAUUUUUUAAAUCAAGAACUGUAACCAUACCAUAUGUUGGCAAAGUAUCUUUUAAUAUUGAUACUGCUAGAAGUGUGACCAAGUGGCAACUAAAUCAGUCAAUAUUGUGGGUGCAGGGUAAUCCACACAACUUUUCUCUUGCCUAACUUGGGACAAAUGUAAUAGCCUGUGGGUUGCGGCAAAUGCAGAGAUUUGAGCAAUUUAGUCACAAGUUUAAAGUGGCAAUUUUUUAAAAGUCAAAACCAGUCUGGCUGUUACAAUUAUCCCCUUUUGUCUAAAUCUUAUUUGACUUCGUUGCUACUUAUCUGGCCACACAGACACAAUCAGAAGUCCAAUACAGAGACCUACUCACAACCAUUGAGCAGGACAGAUUGUAUCUUUUUGACUACAUAAUGAAAUAAAAAAGGUCUGGAACUGUUUUACAUCCCAA